AUGGACGCCCAGCAGGCUGCUCUCAACAACAUGCUCGCCGGCACGAUAGAAGUCCUCGAACGCCAAGUCGACCAGACGCUAGUGGAGCUGGAGAAAGUGAGCAAGGACGAGGACGAACUGGCCGCUCUACGCCGGCGACGAAUUGCUGAAAUGAAGAAGACGCAGACGGAGAAGCAGGAGAAGAUCGAACGUGGCCACGGCGACCUGAAGAACGUCAACGAUGUCAAGGAGUUCUUUGCCAACUGCAAGAAGACCGACACGGUCGUGUGCCUGCUGACGGGGCAGAAUACCGAAUCCGUGCAGCUGCUACGACUCAAGCUCACAAAACUCGCCAAGAUCUACUUUACGACGCUCUUCGUGGAGGCGUCGUCGGAAAGGGUUCCCUACCUUUUCGAGAACAUGCAGUUCAAUCGGAGCCGCCUGCCCUCGAUCGCCGUCAUCAAACGAAACAUUUGCGUGGGCUAUUUGUAUGAAGUGGCGGGCAACGAAUUGAAUGUGCUCGAAAAGCGGCUGAGCGAGAACGGAGCCCUCGACCCGCAGGAUAAAGAACAGAGCGAACAACGCGCACGACCAGCAAAACCGCAGCCCACCAAGACGAUUCGCGGCCGAAACUACGACGAUUCCGAUGAUGAUUAU
Mesorhabditis spiculigera is the source of this 636-nucleotide messenger RNA. NCBI's taxonomy places the organism in Eukaryota, Metazoa, Nematoda, Chromadorea, Rhabditida, Rhabditidae. The record is from the annotation of a GenBank genome assembly.